Messenger RNA from Fonticula alba, 1113 nucleotides. RefSeq lists its product as hypothetical. Gene Ontology annotation, biological process: generation of catalytic spliceosome for second transesterification step; mRNA 3'-splice site recognition. Gene Ontology annotation, cellular component: post-mRNA release spliceosomal complex; post-spliceosomal complex; catalytic step 2 spliceosome. NCBI's taxonomy places the organism in Eukaryota, Rotosphaerida, Fonticulaceae. The transcript has 9 exons. The coding region runs from base 155 to 1003 and encodes 282 amino acids. The record is from RefSeq and is a predicted model, not a curated record.
CGCCCCCGCUCCUCGCCCCCGCCCCCCUAUUCCUUGCCCAAGCCAGAGCGCCCCGCUGGACCGCCACCGGCCCUCGUUCCCCCGCCGUCUUUUGGCACCUCCCUCCCCUCUCCCGCCUCCUCCCUCCCUCCCCCCCCCGCCCGUACAGUGAAACAUGGCUCGUAACGAGGAGAAGGCCCAGUCCAUGCUCUCGCGCUGGAAGCAAGUCCAGCAGCGCGAGCAGGGCGUCUACGUCGAUCCGUUCAAGCAGCGGCGGCCGCGCGUCGUCGACACGAUCGACAACAUUUCCGAGGCCGAAAAGUGGCGCGGUGAUGUUACCCGGGAGAUCAGUCGCAAGGUGGCCCAGAUUCAAAACCCCGGCCUGGGCGAGGAGACCAUCCGCGAACUGAAUGACGAGAUCAACCAUCUCUUCCGGGAGCGCCGCGCCUGGGAGCAUCGCAUCAAGGCUCUCGGCGGUGCAGAUUACACUCGCAUGCCCACCCGCAUCCUGGAUAAAGAUGGCAAGGAGGCUGUUGGCUCCUAUGGCUACAAGUACUUUGGCGCGGCCAAGGACCUCCCCGGCGUCCGUGAGCACCUCGAGGCCAUCUCGCUAGAGCAACAGGAGCGCCGGAAGAAGAAGGAGAGCCCCUACAAGGGCAUCGAUGCCGACUACUACGGCUACCGUGAUGAGGAUGAUGGCAUUCUCUUGGUCCUCGAGGCAAAGCAGGAGCUCCACGCUGUGGCCGAAGCCCGUGCGGCGUGGCUCGCGCAGCAGCAGCAGCAGCAGCAGAAGCCGACGCAAGCCGACGAUGGUGAAAAUCCCCUGGACAGCAUCCUCGGGCUGGACGAGGCCCAGGCCGAGGAGGUGCUGGCCGCCUCCGCCAACGACGGCCGGCCCAUCACCGACGGAGAAAACACGGUCCUCGAUUCGCAUCUGUCCAUCCCCUCCCAGGAAGAGAUGAAGGCCAUCAUCCUCGGCAUUCAGAAGAGGAAACUGGUGGAGCUCUAUGCCACCAGAAGCUGAUCCUGGACCGCAUGUGACGAUAUGGCCGGCCACCGUGCCACCCUGACCCUUGGGCGGCGCGAGCGACCCCUGUACCCGGAAAAAAAAUCAAACACCCACUUUGUCUCCUU